AUGCUUAGAAGGGAAGCAACUACCAUCAAACUAUCAGCAGAGGAUGUAUUUGAUUAUGAUGAAUCAUUAGAGGAGAAACGUUUACAACAACAACAAGAAAAGCAGCUACAACAACAGCUACAACAGCAACAGCAACAACAACAACACCCAUCACAUCUGAAUGAAUCGACAAUUAUCAACCAGCCAACAAAUCCUGCUUCUGACUUCAAUUCAUCAAACAUCUUACAAGAACAGUUGAAUAAUACAGAUGAGUUGUUGCAGGAAUCACGAACCAGGUCCAAGAAUGAACGGAUUUUAUAA
Molecule: messenger RNA, 300 nt
Organism: Lodderomyces orthopsilosis Co 90-125
Lineage: Eukaryota; Fungi; Ascomycota; Pichiomycetes; Serinales; Debaryomycetaceae
Exons: 1
Coding region: 1-300 (99 amino acids)
Biological process (GO): anaphase-promoting complex-dependent catabolic process
Cellular component (GO): anaphase-promoting complex
Source: RefSeq, a predicted model, not a curated record